Molecule: messenger RNA, 2820 nt
Organism: Liolophura sinensis
Lineage: Eukaryota; Metazoa; Mollusca; Polyplacophora; Chitonida; Chitonidae
Product: ribitol-5-phosphate transferase FKTN-like
Exons: 7
Coding region: 608-1906 (432 amino acids)
Source: RefSeq, a predicted model, not a curated record
CUGAUGGUGUGAAAUAAUUAGCCCCUGUCAAAGUAUCUGAUCUUUGAACCAGUAAGGAUUAUCCGUCUGUAAGGCACACGCAUACUGAUUGCCAGUGACAAACGUUUUAUGCUAGUUAUGUUUUAUACAGACAAUUGAUGUAAGACCCUUGGACUGCGGUCUUUUCUAAGACAGCCUGUUUUGCACAACUGGGGCUAAAGUUUUGAAACAGGCGAAAUACAAUGUAUGGCAACCCCAUCGGACUUUAAUGGCCAGCGUACAUGAGAUGUGAUAGGUGUCUAGUCUGCUGAGUUUGUGUCAUUUACUUCGUUACUCUGGAUGGAGACGACGGACCAGGAAAGUAUAUAAAGGCUUUAAAGGCAGAUUCGACACUGGACGCAUAAGACAUUCUGCGGGAUUCUUGUUGGAAACCUACGGAUAUGAUAAGGACAUCCACUGCUUAUAGUAGGGCUAAAUACUGUCCUGCUUGAAAACUGCGUUUGUGCAAAAUCACAUUUUUGUUCACAUGAUUUAAUCACUUGGUGAUUUGUGAGGUACUCAUGUGCUGUACACAUUGAUAGAUUUUCAUGUGAACGAAAAUUCCCCCCCCCCCCCCCCAAAAAAAAGAAUGUACACCAGGCUGUUCCCUUUUCGGCAGACAGCGAAGGUCAAGGUCAUUCUGAAGCUGACCUUCGUCUUUUUCUUUUUAUUUUUCUGCCUAUAUAGUUUGUAUUGUGUGAUGACGUCAUCGUGGAUGUUUCCCACCGUCUUUGGUUUGAGAAAACCGGAUGCUGUGGCACACCGGGAGUUUCCAUCCGCUGUAUUUCGUUUUUACCAGAAAUGCAGAUCCUUAAAACUAAAACUGGUUGUGAUGGAUAAAAACAUUUUAUCUUCAUUGGUUGGAGAAUAUCGUGUGCCGUGGGAAAAUGUUACCAUGGUUUCGUUCGGCGUUUUCGAAGCUGAGGGGAUACAAAUGGAAAAGGCUGAACAAUCCGGCAAAUUCAGGAUGCUUGGGUUUACCAAUCAGAAACCGACUUUCGGUACUUCCGCACAGAAACACACUUCCUGUUUCCUGUUCCGGUUCAGGUGGACCACGCUGACAAUCAGUGUGAUGGUUAUCUACAAAAAUGACGGAUUCUACAGCACUGAUGUUUGCGGGGAGGAAUCGAGAACUAGGAUAUACGGAAUCAUAAUGGAUGAAUUUCAAACAAAACAAGUCACUGUUAACAACACAAUCAUGGUUGUCCCGGCAAUGACACACUCUUUCGUGAGGGAACUUCCUUUUUCUACUUACGUAUCCUGUCAAAGAUGGCGGUCACCUCCAGGCUUGACGGAGGAAGGGAAGGCCCACUUACAGGCCUUGUUACACCUGAAGGAGGUAGCCAGAACACUAGGGAAAACUGUGUUUAUAUUUUCUAAAACUUUGUUGGGCUGGUAUCGAGACUGCGCUUUCUCUGACGUCAUCGACGAGGUCGAUAUGGGGAUGUUUGUGGAAGAUUUGGACAAAUAUUUCCUCACUGCUCUGCAGAAAGAUCCAAACAUCGACGGACAAGUUUUCGGCAAGAUUGCCCACGGCAUGCAUUUCGAGUUGAAGGUGCACGGGAUGCGGAUAAACUUGUUCCUAGUAUACAGGGAUCGCCUGAAGGGAACGAUGUGGGUGCGGCGGAUGGACGUUGGUUGGGGAAGGAUAUUAAGGUUAGUUUACCCCGACUUCGGCCUUUGCUCUGGUCUGUUCUAUGACAGUGUUCUAUACGUUCCCUGUCCUGUGGUCCCGCUCCUAAAGUUCGAGUUUGGGAAAGAAUGGGCCAAAGCCAGAGAUCUCAAGUCCCGGCCCUUGAAUGUGGACAUGGAAAACAGUUUUUCUCCCAUCCAGUUGCCCUCUUUGGUGAAGGAUAUCAAUGAUCCAUCAAUAUCCCUGCGUCAUUAGUAUCUUAACGAUCCCUCUAACUUAAAGCACCAGUAUCUUCCUAAUUAUCCAGCCAGUUUACAGCGCCUUUAGUAAUUUAACCAUCUCUCCACUUUACAGCGUCAUUAGCAUCUAGAAAUCACAACGGUUUUUUUCUGCAGUCACUUUGUUACUGCAUUCCAGCGUUCUAAACUUAUACAGCUCUGCCAUUUCAAACAGAUAAAUGGGUUUGUUUCCAUGAUACUGACUUGCCUCUUUGAUUGGCUGUUAUGUGCACUGGGUAUCUCAUUUAAAAUAUUCGUAUUGGCUGAGCACAUUCUCCACUUGCGCGCGCAGGUUAUUACGUAUACUUAUCGGCAGUCUAAUCGGCAUUUUCAGGAGUCCUACAGGAGUUCACGCAGGGUUUGGGCGAGAAAAGUUGGGGGCUCUAGCAAACUAACGCGAUUUAUCCUCAACCGAGGGCCCCACUGAGCUGGCAUAUCUAACUAAGUAAAAUGUACUAAUGUACAUUCACGUCUUUUGACCGCAACGGUUUGCGCGAGUCUCCACUCGCAAUUCCUAUGAAUGGAAUGUAAAGCUUUUACUAAUAUGUGAAUAUUUUGAUCUUACUGUAAUUCGUCUCUUUCUUUGGACACUGCAAUUAUUUGGACGUUCUCAAAUAUCCCCCACCUAACCCCUACAUUUCCGAACUUCUGAAGGAGUGUCUGAUUAUAGCGUAGAAUAAAUGAAAAACAGAAAAAAGCUCUGCGGUGGGCAUUUCGAACCAUGUCAAUGAUCUGACGCCGAUUCCUUUUACUUUCAUUUUCACCACUGGAAAAAAAUUGUUGUAAGUUUCACCAGUAUAAUAAACAUAUCAUUCUAAUGGGUUUACGGUGAUUUGUUGUUUUUUUUUUAUCGACACCAAAAGUGAUCAAUAAAGCCCAAAUUAAAAAUCA